AUGGAUCAAAUACCCAAUAACAAUCAAAAUUAAGGAUUGAAUAGAAGUGAUACACAAGCAAUUCCUAAAAAUUAAACAGGAAGAAUAAUUUAUUAAACAUAUUUUUGUUUAUUGGGUACUGCACUUUUAAUUUUAUCAAUUAUGUCUUAUUAUUUCUAUAGUGAUGCAUUUGAUAAUUAUAAAUAUAUAAUAGAGAACUGGAAGUAAUAACCAAUAUAAUCUAUACGUUUGAGUUUUGAUAAAUGCAAUAAUGAAGUAAGAAUGAAAAUUAUAAGUUAGGAAAUAAAUUUGAUCAAUUAUAGAUGGCCUGGAACAGUAGAUGGAUGUGAUUGUCGUUAUAGUUUUAGAUUAUUAUCUAUUAAAACUAAUAAUCAUCAUACAUGGUUUCCUAGAAAUAAGAUUUAUAAUAAUCAUGCUUGUAACAUAACACAAAGAGCAUGGGGAUGUAUCUCGAUUUAUGCAAAAGAUGCUAUCAAUUUUAAUAGAUUUCCAACUUAAAAUCAAAAAGAAGGGUUUAAAUUAUGUGCUAUACUUGAGAAAGACAAUAGUUUUUAUUCUCAUUUGCCUGAAUUAGAUGAAUGUCCAAAAGGAUAAAUAAAAUGUGGAAAUGAGGUCAAUUAUUUUUAUUGUACAAGUUAAUCUGAAUGUCCAAUAUUUGAAAUAGGCUUUAAAGAUGUUACUUUAAUUGAUAAUUCAUAAGAAUAGACAGAAAAGGGACUUACACUUUUAUAUAAUCGAAAAAGUGAAUAUAAAUUACCAUUAGUGGAAGUAAGAGUUUCAGAAGGAGAGGGUAUAUGUAUGAAGAAUCAUUUGAGAGGAUUAAGUAAUGGAAGAGUUGAAUAUCCAUUAAUGAGAGAGAAUAAGACUGAAUGUUAAAUUGAUAAAAGAUUUAUUAAACUAAAAUCUUCAAAUGAAGUUGAGUUUUAUGAAUCUAAUAAUCAAUUAAAGAUAUAAGAUUAACUUAGAGGAUAUGAGAUUUCAAAAUAAUAUUAAUGGGGUAUUUGAGAAUUUAAUAAAGGUCUUUAUGCUAGAGGAUAUAUAGAAUGGAAAAUGUCUUGUAGAGGAGAAAUGUUUGAUAAUUUUAUUGAUUAAGAAUAAAUAUUGGAAGAGAUAUUGUAUACUUAAAAGUAUUUGAUGAUAGUUUCAAUUAUAUUCUUUAUUAUAAUUUCCGUUAUAUGGAGUUAUAUAUAAGCCCAUACUUUGUAAGGUGGAGAUUGGCCUUGCAUUAAAGGACGUGGUACUGAAGAAUCAAAUACUAUAUUUUAUUUGGAAAUAUUGACAAAAAUAAUUCUCUAGAGUUUAUAGGCAUUUAUAAUAAUAAUGAGUUUUAGUAGAACAAAGGAAGAAAGUAAUUUCUUAGAAAGUGUAAUUUCAAGGAAUUGUUCUGAUGAAUAUGUUUAAAUAUAAUUAGAGUAUUUAAGAGAUAUGUUAAGUGAAAACAUUUAUAGAUUUAAUUGGGGAUGUUUAAUUUUAUUUUGUAUAACAACAGUUUUGGAUUUUUGUGUAGUAUCAUAUUUGAUAAUUUCAUUUAUAAGAGACAGAAAAGAUAAAGAGAAUCGAUAUGAAUAAAGAGAUGAAAUUAAAUAGAAUUAUGAAUUAAGUUAUAUGUAGUAAGAGAUGGGAAAUCAAAAUUAAUAAUAAUAAUAAUAAUAAUAAUAAUAAUUCAAUAAUUAAUCCCCAUAUUUUAAUUGA
Molecule: messenger RNA, 1692 nt
Organism: Paramecium pentaurelia
Lineage: Eukaryota; Ciliophora; Oligohymenophorea; Peniculida; Parameciidae
Source: the annotation of a GenBank genome assembly